Molecule: messenger RNA, 5637 nt
Organism: Colias croceus (clouded yellow)
Lineage: Eukaryota; Metazoa; Arthropoda; Insecta; Lepidoptera; Pieridae
Gene: CycT
Product: cyclin-T-like
Exons: 9
Coding region: 336-2576 (746 amino acids)
Biological process (GO): positive regulation of DNA-templated transcription, elongation; regulation of transcription by RNA polymerase II
Cellular component (GO): nucleus; cyclin/CDK positive transcription elongation factor complex
Molecular function (GO): cyclin-dependent protein serine/threonine kinase activator activity
Source: RefSeq, a predicted model, not a curated record
CGGAGACCUUGCUUCGAAAUCACUGAAAUUUUACAAUGGCGGCCGUGUAACUAUACAUGUAUAGAUAGAUAGUUCAAACAAAAUUUUUACGUAACAUUUAUGUGAAAAAGAAGUGUGUUUUAAGUUUGAUAUAUUAUUUAAUUUAUAUUUAGUGGACAAUUCAUUGAUUUUCAUUCAAAAAAUGGUUAAUUCUAUUUUAUAAAUCACUCAAAUGUUAACGUGUUCUACAUCCGUUUGUCGCUGUCAUAGCGCUAUCCCUUUCCCACUCACGCACAUAGACGGAGAACAACUCUCCGUCGUGCUUCUUCGUACACAGUCAUUGGAACAUCCGUUCAAUGGCUGGUGCCCAAGAAAAAUGGUAUUUUACAAAAGAGCAACUACAGAAUUCACCAAGCAGAAAAUGCGGUUUAGAUGCAGAUAAAGAAUUAGCAUAUCGGCAGCAGGCCGCAAAUUUAAUCCAGGAUAUGGGCCAGCGGCUUCAAGUAUCGCAACUAUGUAUAAACACGGGUAUCGUGUACAUGCACCGCUUCUACGCGUUCCACUCGUUUACGCAGUUCCACAGGAACGCUAUAGCUGCCGCUGCGUUGUUCCUUGCCGCGAAGGUGGAGGAACAGCCAAGGAAAUUAGAAUAUGUAAUAAAGGUAGCGCACGUCUGCCUCCACAGAGGUGAGGGUGUUAACGCACUCACAUCGGAACAGUAUCAAGAACAGGCUCAGGACCUGGUAUUCAACGAGAAUGUACUGCUACAGACGUUAGGUUUCGAUGUGGCUAUCGACCACCCGCACACGCAUGUCGUACGGACAUGUCACCUUGUAAAAGCGCCAAAGGAUUUGGCUCAAACGUCUUACUUCAUGGCGUCGAAUAGUUUACAUUUGACGACAAUGUGCUUGCAGUAUAGGCCGACGGUGGUCGCUUGUUUUUGCAUACAUUUAGCAUCGAAAUGGAGUAAUUGGCAGAUACCACAAUCGCACGAAGGCCGACACUGGUUCUCGUAUGUGGACCGGACGGUGACAACGGACCAGUUGGAACGAUUGACUGCCGAGUUUCUGCAUAUAUUCGACAAGUGCCCGUCGAGGCUUAAGAAGAAGAUGAUGACUAUGUCUAAUACGAGCGGCAGUUCACCAAGCGCACCGCACCCGUCCAACUCGAUGGCGUCUCCCUUCGACAGGAAGAAACAAGAGCACACGCUUGCCAAUAGCGAUGAGAUUGAUAAGAGUUUUGAUAAGGAAUACGAACGCGAGAGGCGUCGCCAACAACCGCCCGGCGGUUACGUACCGGCCACAUCACAACCGAACCAACCUCCACCGCAGAAAAUAGACUUCAACCUAUACAGAGAGAAGCGAGAGAGAGAGGAGAGAGAGAGACGGCAACAGGCGAUGCAACGGCAACCCGGCAACCCCCAACCCUCCCGGCCUAACCCACCCCCUCCUCACCACAGACCCUCGGGUCAACAUAAGACCCACCACACGUGGCCGCACAAACCCCCUCACCACAAACCGCCCGACAGACACAGACCUCCCACAGCCACCAACCAACCCCCACAACAACCCCCUCAACCCCUUCAGCCGACAGAAAUUCCGCAAAGAACGCGACCCCCAUCCCUGUUCUCUCCAGAGAAUGUAACCCCCGCAUCCACAGCAGCACAACCUAGACGACCCCAACCUCCCAAUCCAACCCCCAUCCCCAAGCCGAAACCAGAAACACGGCCUCCCAUCCCCCAGGAAAAGCCCCCAAGUCCCAAAAAGAGACCGGAUCCCGUAACAGCGGUGAGGGAAAUGCAACCGCCGGCCAUUUUAUCGCCUUUCACGUCGCCAAAAGAACAAAAAAGACAAAGGUUGCCGUCAAACUCCGAGCCAGAAUUAGUACCUGUAGUUAAAAAGAUCGAUGAAACGCCCGGAUACGAAAAUGUAGUCCGGGAUUCGCAGAGGGGAAACGCAAUAAAAACAAGAAUGGACCAGCCGAGAUUGGAACAGCGGAAACCGGAGAAUAGACCGCUAAACGGCAUAGAAACAGAUCCUACCCUAGUGUCUAAUCUACUCAAAGAAAGUCUAGCGAAACCGGCGCCGAUUUCGGUAGUAACCGAAAAAAGAUCGCCGGUGGAAAUUAAAAAAGAUCCGCCAAUAGAAAUACCUCAAUUGCAAAAUGAGCAAAACAACCAAUCGAAUCCAAGUGCGCCGACAGACGAUUCGCACAAACACAAGAAAGACAAAAAGAAGAAGGAGAAACACAAACAUAAGGACCGCGACAAAUCGAAGGACGAGCGGAAGAAACACAAGAAGGAUAAAGAUAAGAAGAAAGAACCUAGCCCGGUAGCGGAAGAUGGGAUAAAGAUAACUAUACCCAGGGAAAAGUUGUCCAGUCCGGGGCUAAAGAUAAAGAUACCGAAAGAAAGAUUGGCAGCCCCGCCCCCGCCGCCCGGGAACGCAUCAGGACUCAAGAUCAAGAUAUCGAAGGACGUUCUGGAAGCUUCCAGAAAGCGGUCGAACGUUGAGCACGUGGGGCCCGCGAACAAGAUGGCGCGUCACGAACCACCAAAGGUCGCCGAAACACUCGGAAACGGACAACCGGGCAAGUGACACCAACGCUACGUGUGUCGACGUUCCUCAACAACAAAUGGACCUCACUAGUGUAGUGUAACGGUUUUUUUUUUUAAUUUUUUCGUCGGAAAUUGACGGUUUUCGAUGUCGCUUUAAAAGUGGAUCGCUUUGGGCAUUUCUAUUUUUUUAUUCGUUUGGACGAUUCAUCGCUCGCAUUUAUGCUCGUGUUCAGUGUACAGUCUGUAUUGUACUGUUUUUUGUUGUUUACUCAUUGUAUAUUAAAUAUUUUUGUAAUAGAUCCAUCGUGAAUACCUCUCAAUAUGAUAGUUUUCAAGUGAUGAAUUAUGUCCGAAACGCAAAUCUGUGUAAAUAUGAUGUGGAAAUUGAAUGUAUUAAAAAAUUAAUUAAAUUUGUAUAUAAAAUAAUUACUCGUUCAUGUAACAGCCAUUCGCUUGGAACUUUAUUAUUUAAUGUUAUUUUAACUAAUUACAGGACAUUACUAGUAAUAUUAUUAUAUACUUUUUUUUCAUAUUUAUACUUAAUUACAAACAGGUAUUAGUUUUCGAUGUUUGUGGUAUAACAAAUUAUGAAAUAAUAUUAAAUAAUAAAAGAAGACAUUUAUUGCUAGAGCCCGUGUUUGGCUGUAAAAUUUAUCUUUAAGUAGUCCAAUAUUGACUGAUUAUUUACGGACCCGCUGUGCUCUUUAUAUAGGUAUUAAAUUGAAUUAGAUUAAAACUAAAAUUAGAAGAGAUUCGUGUGUGAGCAAUAAGUAUGUUGUACAAGUUCCUUAACUUUAGUGUAUCGAUUUCAAAAUAACACCAUUUUUAAACUAGAUUUAAGAGUUUAUAAUGUUAAUAUUAAUAUAAGCGCGCUUUGCGUUAUACUUUUCUAUUUUAGUAGAAAUGGGAAGAUGGAGUGUUAACAUUGCCCUGAUAAUGCCUUUUCCCCUUUUUUCAAGUUAAUAAAUUGCAAAUGAUUUUUCGUUACAUUUAUCGCCUGUCUGAAAAGAUGCGUUGAGGCUUGAAAUUAUAAUAGUGUUUAUCGGUCAACAUAUUAUAAAAGUGUAUAAAUUGUAUUAAAAUAUGUAUAAAAAAAAGCUUUGGAUAAAAUUCGUCAGAAUGUUUAUAUGACAGAAAAACAGCGUUAAAUUUAAAUUUUGUUUAGGUGUAGAACAAUUUAUUUUCUAAAAAUUCUAUAAAAUGUCACAAUAUUACAUAGGGCCAUUACGGUUUACAAGCUUCGAGCGAUGUUGUUAAUCAAAUGAAUAAGCUUGCUUACCUUAAUUUAAAUACUGUUAGAAAUAAUCUCCUAUUUUAUCUUAUUUAAAUAGGAAAACACGUGAAAUUACUAAAAAUUUGCAGACGGGCGAUUAUGUAGAAUUUGUUUUUUUUACCUAUACUAAUACAACCUCUUUAGACUGAUAGAAAUAUAUUAGUAAAAUUCAAUUAUAAAGUAAACAUUGAUUUUCUAAAUACUCCCUAGUUAAUAGUUUAAAUACAUGUAGGUGUUACAAGACAUACGAUCCGACGAUAUUCACAUUAUCUUUUAAUAAAUAUAUAAUAAUAUCAAACCAUACAUCCAAGCUUUUGAUUAGCUUAAAAAAAGCUUCGUCUUGACUAUCAAAUCAAAUUUAAUUAUCUACCUCUAAUUCGUGUAGUUCUUGUAAUGGUUUCUUCGGCAGGUCCAAGGAGAAUUUUACUUAAAAACUACGUUAAAAUUCUUUCCCUUAUACUUAUUUAUAGAAUAUUUUUAAACACGUAAAAUGUACGAAAACGUUUGCAUACUGAAAAUAAAUAAUUUCUACGUUCACGUACUGUUUUAACAAGUACAAAGUAUGUUGAAACUACACGGUUGCAAGAGUCAAGAUUUUUGUAUAAGUGACUAUUCUUAUGAUAAAUUAGCUAGGUUAUAAGUAAAUAAAUGAAAAAUGAAAUAAAAAUAUUAAUUUAAGACGACUGUUGCGAACAAAGAAUAGCUGAAUAGUAUGUUAAAUCGCUUCACUUAGCUAACUUUUAUUUAUGUAUAGUUUUAAUUUAGCUAGGAACAGAUUAAAUAUGCCCAAAGAGAAAUAGAAAUUUGUGUGUUGUUUUUUUUUUGUUUGUUAUUUCGCAAAAUCGUUAAUAAAUAUGACAAAGUUAUAUUUAAUCAAAUGAAAAAAUCCAUAUAACAGCUUACUAGGACACAAUAUGUAUGAAAACAACUUCUAAACUUGUUAAGAAUUUAGAUAAUUAUUCGUAUAAGAUUUAAACGUAAGAAUGUAUAUUUUGUAAAAUCGAAAAAAAAAUGAAUUGUCCGUAAAUUUUGUAGCGUAAGGUCUUCACUGAAAUGGUCACGAUAUUUAGUUCAAAAGUAACCAUUUUGGGAUUAUCAAAGAGCAAAGUGGGUCUGUUUCGCUAAUACAUAUUUACUGCAAGUUCGUAUAAUACAUAUAGAUUUGUGUAUACCUCUAUAAGGUUUUGGAAACAGCCAAUUUUAAUUUCCGCUACAUUAAAAAAAAAACACUGAUUGUCUGAUCAGAAAAGUCUGAAUCAUUUACUAAAUAGUAACAUAUCACUCGCAAAGAAAACUCCAUCGUUUACAUUCAACUAAUUUUCUGAUCAGAUAAUGGGAAAGAGACUAUAUAUUUUUCAGUAUUAUUCUUUAACAAGAAGACGACGCAAAUUCUUUAAUUUUAGACUCUAUAGAGGUACACAUAAAGUAUCGUUUUGAGCAUUAUAGGAUAAUAAAUCGGCCGCAUUCUUAAAACAUGUGAUAUGACAGAUUUACUCAGGUGUAUCAAGGUUGUACUCUAAUAUUGUUAUUGUAUACGUAAUCGUUGGUAUUCUGUCUGGGUUAUAUUAUAGGAGGCAAAUAUAUAGUACAGAAUAGAAGUUAGCCAAUACUCGCCCGGCCCUUUCGUUAUUUUUGGUAUUUCAAUACCUUUAUAAGUUAUCAAAUUGCGCCAUGUAAUAUAACUCAGACGUCGCAAAAUGCGUUCGGGGAGCCCUGAAUAUAUUAUUUUUGCUUAAAUCGUGGUCGCGAUCGUACGGGUGACCCAUUAAUGUUGACCAAAAAUUGUUCAAUACAAAAAAGUAUUAAAAAAUAAAAAAAACAAGAACAA